Molecule: messenger RNA, 1771 nt
Organism: Spodoptera exigua (beet armyworm)
Lineage: Eukaryota; Metazoa; Arthropoda; Insecta; Lepidoptera; Noctuidae
Source: the annotation of a GenBank genome assembly
UCUGUAGCCAGUACCGUCGGCACCGCGUAACAUAAUGUACUAUAUAUUUGUGUUACCACUGCUUAUCCUAUCGCUAUGGGUGUACUCAAAAUGGCUUUCCAUGAAGGGCUAUUGGAAGAAGCUUGGAGUCCCACACGAACCGGUCCAUCCCUUAUUCGGCAGCAUGACGUUUUUGCAAAAGAAGAAUCCGGGUACAUGGAUGAUUGAACUCCAGCAGAAAUACAGGUCAUCUCCGUACGUGGGCAUCUGGGUAUUCUGGCGCCGUGGUCUGGUCAUUAAUGACCCUGAGCUCGCGCGAAAGAUCCUCGUCAAGGAUGCUGAUAUCUUCAGGAACAGAAUGCUUGCUUCUGGAAAGUCUGACCCGAUGGGUGCCCUUAAUUUAUUUACUGUUGAUGAUCCAUUAUGGACAUCGAUCCGUAGACGCUUGACGUCAGUCUUCACUGGUUCCAAGCUGCGAGGCUGGCAGGAGUUAUACCAGGCCAAGGUAGAAGACCUGAUCUACAGGAUCAACUCUGACAAUGAAAAGGGCAUCGUCAUUGAGUUGAGGCCACUAUUCGCUGAUUACGCAACAGACAUCAUUGGAGAAUCAUCAUUUGGUAUCCAGUGCCAAUCGACGAGGGACUCAACUGGUCCACUUCGACUGAUGACCAAGGAGUUUGAGAAGUACAACCACUGGAGAGGCAUGGCCUGGUCUUCAAUAUUCUUUUUACCAGAAAUGGUUGAUAUAUUCAGGUUUUCAUUCUGGCCAAAGAAUACAGUAGCAUACUUUAGAAAAGUCUUCAAAGCAAUGGUUGAGGAACGAGGAGGGUUUGAGAAAGACAUAGACGGGAAGAGGGACUUGCUUGAUGCUCUGCUGAAGAUGAAGAUUGAUGCUAAAAAGGAAAACCAAGACAUGGACUUGGACAUUUUGAUCUCAAACGCAAUGAUCUUCCUCCAAGGAGGGUACGACACCUCCUCCUCUACCCUCACAUACACAGUUUAUGAACUUGCCUACAAUCCUAAAUACCAGAAAAUAUUAUACGAUGAACUCGUGGAAGCUGAGAAGGCUCUGAAUGGCAAACGGUUUGACGCAGAAAGUCUCGCUAAGCUGCCGUACUUGGAUGCUGUUAUCAAAGAAUCCCUGCGAAAAUACGCUAUCAUGGGCUGGUUAGACCGCAAAGCCUUAAGAGACUACCAGGUCGACGAGAACCUGACCAUACCGGCAAACACGGUGGUCUACGUCAACGCCAUUGGAAUGCACUGGGACUCCAAGUACUUCCCCAACCCUGAGGAGUUCAGACCAGAAAGGUUUCUGCCUGAAAACGCGAAUAAUAUCGUACCUUAUUCUUACUUACCUUUCGGGGAAGGACCAAGGAUGUGCAUUGGUAAACGUAUUGGCAUGAACACAGUUAGGUACGCGCUGGCGGCCGUCGUAUUAAACUUUGAAAUAUUUCCAAUGGACAAGUUCCCACUACCAAACGAUAUACCAAUAGAGAAGAAAGGACUCUUCUACCUUCCUGCUGUGCCACUCUCUGUAGAAUUUAGAAGAAGGAAAUAGAAUUAGUAAGAGUUAAGGACGAGGCGAGAACACUGCGGAACGCAUUGCAAACACAAGGAAAGAAUAAUAGCAUAAUGCAAUGUCUCAAUGCAAAACUGUCAUUUGAAAUCACCCUUUUUGAGCUUUAUAGCAUUAAGUGCAGAGAAGAAACAGUGUAUGGGUUUGAUGUUGACUUUUGUCAAACUUUUUGACGCCACGUCCUCACAUGAAUCCGGCGUGACACAACCAUAGUGA